GUCGCGAGUUCGAGGCCCGCUUGCGGCAGAAAGGAAGAAUGUCGGCCCCGCGGGUGCGGACGGUGCUGGGCACCAUGGAGUUCGGGCGGCGGGCCAGCCGGGAGGCCAGCGCGGCCAUGCUGGAGGCCUUCCUCGCCCGCGGGCACCGGGAGCUCGACUCCGCCGCCAUGUACGCCCAGGGCGAGUCCGAGAGCAUCCUGGGAGCCCUCCUGGGCAACGAGCGCGACGUGUCGGUGGCCACGAAGGCCAACCCGUGGCAGGGGCAGCGGCUGACGGCGGAGGGUCUUCGCUCGCAGCUGGAGGGCUCCCUGGCCCGGCUCAGGACCCCCCGCGUGGCCCUCUUCUACCUCCACGCCCCCGACCACCAGGCCCCCCUCCACGAGACCCUCGCCGCAUGCAACCAGCUCCACAAGGAGGGGAAAUUCAAGGAGCUGGGCCUGUCCAACUACGCGGCCUGGCAAGUGGCGGAGAUCUACACCCUUUGCAAAGCCAACCACUGGGUCCUUCCCUCCGUCUACCAGGGCAUGUACAACGCCACCACCCGCCAAGUCGAGACCGAGCUGCUGCCCUGCCUCCGGCAUUUUGGGAUCCGCUUCUACGCCUACAACCCCCUGGCAGGUGGACUCCUGACCGGGAAGUACAAGUACGAGGACCUGGCUGUGCAGCCGGAGGGGCGCUUCUUUGGCAACGACUGGGCCCAGGCCUACCGGGACCGGUACUGGAAGAAGCACCACUUUGAGGGCAUCUCCCUGGUGGAAGGCGCCCUCCGCGAGGCCUACGCCCCGGAGACCCCCACCCUCACCUCGGCCGCCCUCCGGUGGGUCUACCACCACUCCCAGCUGCAGGGCGGCCUUGGGGACGCGGUGGUCCUGGGGGCGUCCAGCCCGGAGCAGCUGGAGCAGAACCUGCGCUGUGCCGAGGAGGGGCCCCUGCGGCCCGAGGUGGUGGAGGCCUUGGAGCGGGCCUGGCGCCUCUCGGCCCACGACUGCCCCAACUACUUCCGCUGACUGCGCCUCCCAUCAGCCACACACCCAUAGCCUCCCUCUUUGCCCCGAGAGAUCCCGCACCACUUUGGCCUUAAACCCAUGUCCGGCGGUCUGAACGUGCUGCAUUUAUCCCGUCCUGGGGAUGAUGGGACGGGGAGUCACUCACAUGGAGACCCAGGCCGGGCCUUUCCUUUCGCCCUCCUUGAUGAAAUGCUCACUCGUUUAUGUAGAAACUGAGAUUGGCCUCCUAGAAUAAAACCUCUCAAAACAA
This is a messenger RNA of Anolis carolinensis (green anole), 1257 nucleotides long. Its product is annotated as aflatoxin B1 aldehyde reductase member 2. The transcript has 7 exons. Lineage: Eukaryota; Metazoa; Chordata; Lepidosauria; Squamata; Anolidae. Bases 39 to 1007 code for a protein of 322 amino acids. The record is from RefSeq and is a predicted model, not a curated record.